Molecule: messenger RNA, 2001 nt
Organism: Aspergillus wentii DTO 134E9
Lineage: Eukaryota; Fungi; Ascomycota; Eurotiomycetes; Eurotiales; Aspergillaceae
Product: WASP family protein
Exons: 3
Coding region: 1-2001 (666 amino acids)
Biological process (GO): endocytic recycling; retrograde transport, endosome to Golgi; Arp2/3 complex-mediated actin nucleation
Cellular component (GO): recycling endosome; early endosome; WASH complex
Molecular function (GO): actin binding; gamma-tubulin binding; alpha-tubulin binding
Source: RefSeq, a predicted model, not a curated record
AUGCCGUCUAUCCUUAGUGAUGCCGACAAGGAAACGGUCAAGAGGCAAGUCCCGAAGCCCGCGAACAAGAUCCUCGCUGUAGCCGUCGCGCGACUGUAUGUCGCCUACCCGGACCAUCAAAGAUGGGUAUAUACUGGUUUGCAGGGUGCUGCAGUGCUUGCAAAUGAUCUGGUGGGACGCACGUUCUGGCUGAAACUGGUUGAUGUAUCGCCCGCUGGAAAAGGUGUCAUUUGGGACCAAGAAAUAUUCGACAAUUUCCACUAUAACCAAGACCGUACCUUCUUCCAUACCUUCGAGCUCGAAGACUGCCCCGCCGGCCUUUCCUUCGCAGAUGAAAAGGAAGCCAAAACCUUUAUCAAGAAGAUGCAAGAGCGAGAGAAACAUGCAAGCAAAGAAACUAGCAAGACACCAUUUGCGUCUACUCGAGGGCAGGGUCCUGCACCCGUUGCGAAUGGGAAAGUAGGACGUUCGCUCUUCGGUAGCUUGUUAGGCCAUCGGUCAAGCCCAGGGCCAAGUGCGUCAGCGCCAGCACCUUCAAUACAAGUUGCACCACCACCGCCGCCACCAUCUACUAGUCCGUCACGCAAAGAGUUGCCUUUUGACACCAGCGAUCCGUCAUGGAAAGGUCUUCUGGACGAGCUUUUGCAGAUGGGAAUUACGGAAGAUCAGAUCGCGGACAACUCGGAUUUCAUCAAAGCGUACAUCGACCAGAAGCAGAGCAAUGCCGUGGACUCUGCGCUUUCUGCGGCUGAAGACCAGAGGAGAGGAAAGGCUCCGCCUCCGCCUCCCCCUUCUGCGCCUCCCAAGCUGAAUGCCAUAAGCCCCCAAAAUACUGGUAACAGCUCUGGCAGUCGUCGAGGUGCCCCUCCUCCUCCGCCUCCCUCGCGGAGACCCCGCGCUGAAGCGCAGGAUGAAUCUGCUUCUCCAUCACCGCGUGAACCGUCCCCGCCACGACCGGUAUUUCGUGCGCCUCCUGCAAUUCCUGACGCCGGGAAAUUUGCCAACCUUCCUCUCACACGGCCGCGGGCACAAUCAGGAGCAAAAGCCGGCCCUCCCCCUCCCCCGCGGCCCCCGAAGACUCCAAUGGAAGAUGCUCCCACUCGGCAUGCUGCCCCCCCGCCUUUCCAAGGAGAGCGCAAGGUGUCUGCUCCACCAGCACCUCCCAGUCGAAGCCCGGCACCUCCAGGUCCUCCACCCCCACCCCCGCGUACAGCGAGCCCUGCGGCUCAACCCCCGCAGCUUCCGCCAAAGGUUCCAACUGCCCCGUCGCCUGGCCUACCACCACCUCCACCUGCCAGAAGUCCUGCUUCACCACCACCACCUCCUCCUGUACCUGCUGUUUCUCGGCCCAUUCCUCCUCCACCGACAUCAAGUGUUCCCCCUCCACCUCCCCCGCCUCCGUCGAAUACCGGGCCUCCACCUCCUCCACCUGCCGCACGUCCGCCGCCCCCUUCUGUAUCCGCGCCAGGUCCACCUCCACCGCCUCCUCCUCCUCAAACCGGGGCACCACCGCCGCCGCCUCCUCCACCACCUGCAGCACGUCCGCCCCCUUCUGCUGGAACUGGUGGUCCCCCUCCUCCUCCUCCUCCUCCGCCACCCGGAGCUGGUGCACCUCCUCCCCCCCCCCCUCCGCCUGGCGUUGGCGCACCUCCUCCUCCGCCGCCGCCUGGAGCUGGUGCCCCUCCCCCUCCCCCUCCUGCUGGCGGGGCGCCUCCUCCUUUGCCUAAAGCCGGAGGUGGUGGAAGAGAUGAUCUGCUGGCGUCCAUUAGAGCCUCCGGAGGAAAGGGAGGCGGAGGCUUGCGCAAAGUCAAGGACACAGAAAAGAAGGAUAGGAGCGCAGCUAUGGUUCCAGGAUCCGAGCCUCAAUCGUCUGCAACAGCUUCAAGUGGCGGAGCCCCGCAAGGGGGCUUGGCAGGUGCUUUGCAAGAUGCCCUCAACAAGAGAAAGCAGAAAGUCAGUGGUAGCGACGACGAAAGAGACAACGAUGACGAUUGGGAUUAG